Molecule: messenger RNA, 2197 nt
Organism: Rubroshorea leprosula
Lineage: Eukaryota; Viridiplantae; Streptophyta; Magnoliopsida; Malvales; Dipterocarpaceae
Source: the annotation of a GenBank genome assembly
UUUGCUGUUAGCUUCUGGAAAAGUCACCAGUGUACCUGCACUCAACAUUGUUCGUCCGUUUUCGCAGAGACCAGGUAAUUUGCGAGCGUAUGAGUGUCUUUUUUCUACCUUUCUUUGCUGUGAGAAUGUCUUCUGAAGAGACGCUUAGUGACGGCCGAGUGAGGGGGAGGGUUGAGGAGGCAGAGAAUAGGGAUUUGAGGCUGCCGUCGAACAUUUUGGAGAGAGAGGAUGGAAGAGAGCUGUGUUUCAACCCUGAGGGGGAAGUUGUUAGUGAGGUGGCAGGGUAUGAAACAACUUUGGAAAAUAGGGGUAGUUUGGCCCACUUGGUUGAGAAUUAUGGGGUGCCUGGGCGUGUGUUGGUGAGGCCGACGGGGAGUAGAGAGAGGGCAUGUUCGGCCCCGGGGGACCACUGGAUGCCUCUCUACUCCCAUUACUUGGCGGCUGGGUUGCAAUUCCCUUUCCCAGACCUGUUGGUGUGGUUGUUGUUGGAGUAUGGUCUGGGGUUAACGCAACUCACCCCCAAUGCUGUGAGGUUAGUGGUGGUGUUUGCAGUGUAUAGCCGAAGUCGGGGGGUAAGUUUUCCCACUGCUAACAUAUUCAAGUACUUUUACGUCUUGAAUGCUGGGAGUGGUAGGGAGAAGGGGUGGUACUAUUUUACGGGCCGGCUAGUGAAUAAGCAGAGGAGGGGUCUGCUUAGCGCUGGGCCGUCCUCCAUUAAAAGGUGGAAAGAUAAGUUCUUUUUUGCGGAUGACACAGAGUGGGAUAAGACUGAUGCUGAGGUGGAACACUUGAGUCGUUGGAAGGCGAAAGGGUUAAACCUCAAUGAGUAUAGUUUGACCCCGGGGGAGUUAGAGGAUGUGGGGGAGUUGGAAAGAGGGGGUGUGGGUUUGCUGGACAUCAUGGAGUAUACGAGUCAGAGGAUGUUAGACGCGGCUGAGAUAUAUGGGCCGAGCUCACAAAGAGGAGAAGAGAUGAACAAGUUUUUGGACGCAGCUAGUGGAGCUGGAAUUCCAAAGAAGGGGAGAGGGAAGAGAGGCGAGGUCAGGAGGCGGGUGGAAGAGGUUUCACUGCCUCAAGCCGAAGUGGAAAACUUGGCUAUCACACAGCCUGGCCAUGUUGGAGGGGGAGUGACGGUUGCUGAGGAGGGGCCCAUUGUGGCGAAGAGGAGGAGGCUGGAGCGACAAGAGGCCGUGGAGGAGGUAGAUGAGGCACCAGAGGCCGUGACUUCAACCCUCCGCCUGGAAGGGACCUCGUCAGCCUCGGCUGUUCAGUUUGCUGCUGCGCUCCGGGAGCAAGGGUACAUCCGAGCGCAGAUGACUAGCUUUUAUGACUCCGGGAUAAGGAGUACAGCAAAGAGGUUCAUCAACACUUAUUUCUCGGAGGUGGACCGCCAGCGUGCAAAGGACGAGGUGGCUGCCAGGGGUUCAGUUGGCGUUGUCCGUCAAACGCUGAAGGCUGUUAAUCUCGUGAAUGCUUUGGCCCAUGAGCAUCACGAGAGUUUUAAAGAGAGGAACCAAAUGAGGAAGGAUAACGCCGAGCUUGUCAAGAAAAACAAGGAGGCCGAGGACUCGGAGAUCUCGUACCAGAAGAGGAAGAUAUGCGAGGCUGAGCUCGAGAAGAGGGAGAAGGAGCUGGAGGAUGUGGGGAGGACAGUGGUUGAGUUGGAACUCAAGGUUCACAACUCAGUCGAAGAGCAUGUGGAGGGGUUCCUGAGGUCCAGCACCUUCGAGGACAUCGUCAACCUCUAUCGUCUUCCUAUUGCUAUCGUGGCUUUCUCUAACUGCCGGAAGAAGGUAAAGCUGCAAUAUCCUAGUGUGGAUAUAACGAAGAUUACCUUCGGAGAGCAGGAAGGGGAGGUGGAGGAGGACGGAGAGAGCAGUACUGUUGACUUCCACCCGGAGAUAACGCUGAAGUGGGAGAGGGAUAGCAGAGGUCAAACCGUUUUGCCUCCCAAGUUUAGUUUUGAAUUCGUGGCAGUGGAGGAAGAGGGGACCGAAGGUGGCGAGGUUACCGAAGGUGCUGAAAAGUCAACUGAAGGUGCUGACCAGCCAAGUCAGCCUACUGAUAACCCCGAGCAGCCUGCGGCCAACUCGAACCAGACUGCUGACUAGAUUUGGCCUCGGUUUUUUUUUUUUUUUUUUGAGAGAUAUUCUUUGUAAACGAUCAGAAUUUAAUGGAAUGAAUUUGAUUCUUUUUU